AAUCAUUAUUGACGUACCGUAACGGAACGUCAUUAGAAUUUUUUAUCAUAAAUUUUUCUUCAUUCAUCUAACAUUCUUGUUUCAUUGACGUUCCCCUUGUUUGUAAAUAAUAACCGCUGAAAAUAGUACGCAAUGUGAAAUGCACGCAUUCCUCAGCUCAGUGAACAUUACGUAAACUUUGCUAUUACACCGUAUUCGUAUUAAACUGUGUUAAUGUAAACCUAACCUAUCGGUCUGUGAUUUGUGAAUAUUUUUUGUUUUAUUUAGGAAAUGUGAUUGAAUAAUGCCGCCCUUUAGAAGGAAGAAAACUUCUAAAUCAUUUCCUGUGAAAGUGUGUACAUUAGACGCUGAAUUGGAGUUUAAUUUAGAGUGGCGAGCAACAGGGAGAGAUCUGUUUGACUUGGUGUGUAGAACAAUAGGUUUGCGAGAAACAUGGUUCUUUGGUUUGCAGUUCGAAGACACAAAGCACUUUAUCAGUUGGCUGAAGUUGGAUAAGAGAGUGCAAGACCAAUGCGUCUCCCAAAUGCCGGGUACACCGUUCAUGUUGCUAUGCAAGUUGUACCCAGAGGAUGUGGCGGAGGAACUGAUCCAGGAGGUGACGCAGCACCUGCUGUUCCUGCAGGUGAAACAAGCGAUACUGAGCAUGGAUAUAUACUGUCCCCCGGAGGCGUCUGUGCUGUUGGCUAGUUAUGCUGUGCAGGCAAAGUAUGGGGACUACGAUGAAAGCGCAUACAAACCGGGUAUGUUGGCCAGCGAGGAUCUGCUGCCGCAGCGAGUCAUAGAUCAGUAUCAGAUGACGCCUGAGAUGUGGGAGGAGAGGAUCAAAAUAUGGUAUGCCGAUCACAAAGGAAUGUCGAGGGAUGAGGCUGAAAUGGAAUAUUUGAAGAUCGCACAAGACUUGGAUAUGUAUGGCGUUAAUUAUUUCGCUAUUAAUAAUAAAAAGGAAACAGACCUAUAUCUAGGUGUAACAGCCCUCGGUCUCAAUAUAUACGAAAAGGACAACAAACUAACACCAAAGACAACAUUCCCCUGGUCAGAGAUAAAGCACAUAAGCUUUGAUGAUAAGAAAUUUGUCAUCAAAUUCGUUGAUAAAUCAGCAAAUAACUUUAUAUUCUUCUCACCGAAAGGAAUGAAUAAGUUGAUAUUAGACUUGUGUAUCGGCAACCAUGAUUUAUAUAUGCGUAGAAGGAAGCCGGACACUAUGGAGGUUCAGCAAAUGAAGGCGCAGGCUAAGGAAGAGAAAUUGCGUCGCCAAAUAGAGCGCAAUAAGCUAGCGAGAGAGAAGCAGCUGCGCGAAGCAGCGGAGAGAGAGAGAGCCGCUAUGGAGCAGCGCCUGCUGCAGUACCAGGAGGAGGUGCGGCUGGCUAACGAGGCGCUGCGUCGUUCAGAAGAGACAGCAGAACUUCUAGCGGAGAAAGGGAGAGUUGCGGAAGAAGAAGCUUCUCUCCUUGCACAGAAAGCGGCCGACGCGGAGAGAGAGAACGCUAGACUGCGGCUGUCCAACAUACGGACUGAGGAGGAGAAGGUACAUCUAGAACGCAAGACGCGAGAAGCAGAAUUCCUCACAGCACGGCUCGUAGAAGAGUCAGAGAAGAGAGCGGCAGAAGCAGAGAGACUAAAAGCGGAAUUAUUAGCUGCUAGAGUAGCGGAGAAGCAGGCUAAGGAGAAGUUGCUCAACUUCCUGAGUAGGAACUCUACGGGGUCACUGCCACCAAGUUCGACAUCAACCGUGCCCCUCUCCCUCUUUCCCUCCACGUGUUCUCUACCGGCAGAACUAAGUGCUGGGGCUAAUUCUACAACCACAGAACUAGUUCUGCACAACGGGGAUAGCACGGAGACGGAACUUAACUCGUACCAACUUGUCCCGGAUGACCCGGACCCGCAUAUACAUAGGUUGUCCCUGGAAAUUGAGAAGGAGAGGGUGGAAUACCUAGCGAAAUCAAAGCAUCUCCAACAGCAAUUAGACGAACUGCGCUGUGAAUUUUCCGUGUUACGAGUGGAACAGCAGCCCGGAGCCACCCUGGACCGGCUCCAUGAGGCACAGGCUCGAGCUGGUGAUGACAAGUACUCCACGUUACGGAGACUGAAGCAAGGGUCCACCAAGACCAGGUUGGCCUUCUAUGAGGAGCUUUGAGGAAAGCAGUACAAUAUAAGAAGUCUCACAAUUCCGCAUCAUUCGCCGCUAACUCUAAGCUCUAAGUUAUACUGUAUAUGCCUAUUAUAUAUUAGUGAAAUAAUUAUUGUCUCAAAUAUUCUAUUAAGUUAAGCCUGAUGACAAUAAUUAGAUUGAUUUUAUUUUAAUUUUUCUAUUGGUAUGUGUUCUCUUAUUUUUGAUUAUAGACUCAGGGGACGUUCAAGUAUUACGUAACUCAAUUUGGGGGAGAGGGGGGAUCUCGUAAAACGUUACGAUGCCUUACUGGGGGUACAGAAAAAUUGCUACGGUAAG
Messenger RNA from Colias croceus (clouded yellow), 2446 nucleotides. It is a transcript of the gene Mer, whose product is annotated as merlin. Gene Ontology annotation, molecular function: actin binding; cell adhesion molecule binding. Bases 284 to 2134 code for a protein of 616 amino acids. NCBI's taxonomy places the organism in Eukaryota, Metazoa, Arthropoda, Insecta, Lepidoptera, Pieridae. The transcript is spliced from 13 exons. Gene Ontology annotation, cellular component: apical part of cell; filopodium; adherens junction. The record is from RefSeq and is a predicted model, not a curated record. Gene Ontology annotation, biological process: positive regulation of early endosome to late endosome transport; regulation of organelle assembly; regulation of cell shape.